UUACAUUGGAGGUUGUGAAUUGAGAGGGAUUUGGUGAAAUUCAGUGGUCACGGUUCAAUCUCCAAAUACAUUCCGGCUGUUUCUGUCCGCCUUCACAUGAUAAUAAAAUUCACAGGGAAGUAAAAUACAAUAUAUUAAAUACAGAAAUGUUAAACAGUGUACUUCUAUGGAGCAUUAGAGGCGUUUUGUUUGCUAUAAACUAGCCAUGAACGUGUUCCAUUGUUUGCUAACCAGGCAAUUGCUAACUAGCUGAAAGCGUAGAGCUUUUCAUUAGCUGAAAAAAACACAAAUAAAGCGGCAUUACUUUUUUGACAAGUCAAGUGACUAGCGCAAAAUGCCGGAGAUAAAACUCAUGCACAUCGUGUCUUGCAGCACUGAAGACAAUACUCACAAGGCUGACAACCUGCUGAGCUCGGACACAUAUAGAAAAUGGAAAGCAGCAAAGGCAGGGGAGAAACAAACCUCAGUCAUUAUACAGUUUGAGAAAGAAGAGCAGGUGUACAGCAUAGACAUAGGAAAUGAAGGGUCUGCUUUUAUUGAGGUGCUGGUGGGACACUCAACCUCUGUCAAAGACCAGGACUAUGAGGUUCUGCUGGUCACGUCGUCCUUCAUGUCCCCCACGGAGAGCCGUAACGGCACCAACACCAACCGUGUGCGCUUCUUUGGCCCUACCCAGCUGGUGAAGGCUCAGGCCCAGGAGAAGUGGGACCGCGUGAAGAUUGUGUGUAGCCAGCCGUACAACAAGAGCAUAGCAUACGGAGUGGCCUUCGUGAAGUUCCAUUCACCAUCAGAAAAAAGUGAUCUACCAACCACUACACCACCGAAGUUGACCAAGCUUGGCCAGUUUCGGGUGAAGGAUGAGGCCCCCUCGGCUUGCCCUAGUCUUCAGCCAGGCAGCCUCUUCUUCAACAGAGAGAGCACCUCCAAAGGCAGCCCAGCGCUCAAGGUUUCGCAACAGACUGAGAAGCUCAGCUAUGCAGCUGCCGCCCUGCAGUCUGGGUCUGGGUCUGGCCACUCCUCAGCCCCACCGUCCUCCAGCUCUCCCACACCACAGGCACCAGUGAAGAGGAAGUUUGAGUUCAGUAAAGAGCGCCGGUCUGCCCUCGCUCCGCCCCCCUCAAAGAAACCCAGCCCUAUGGGCUCCCCUGAACUGGGCACUACCACCCCAAAACCCAAGGUGAAACCCAGCACAGCCAGUACUCCCAGCCCCAGCACUGACAAAGCCUCCCCUGCCCAGAAUACCCCAGACACCAAGAAGAAGGAGAGCCUGCCCAAACCAGAAGCCAAGUCCAGACCCAAACCCUCCAAAGCCCAGUCCAGCUCCUCUGAGGCCCCUGUUCCCCUCAACAAGAUCAUGGAGGGGGUGGUAUUUGUGCUGAGCGGCUUCCAGAACCCCUUCCGGGGGGACCUGAGGGACAAGGCCCUGGCCAUGGGAGCCAAGUACCACUCUGACUGGACCCCUGACGCCACACACCUCAUCUGUGCCUUCUCCAACACCCCCAAGUACAUCCAGGUGAAGUCAGCAGGGGGCAUCAUCGUCCGGAAGGAGUGGGUGCUGGACUGUCACAAGAGGAAGCAGAAGAUCUCCUUCAAACAGUACCUGAUGGGUGGAGCGGAGUCCAGCUCAGAGGGGAGCGACGAUGAGGAGAGUGAGGAGGAAAAAGAGAGGAGGACUCCACAAAAGAGGAGAGAAGAAGAACGGCAACCCACUCCCAGAAAGACCCCCAUCAAGAAAGAGGAGGAGGAUUUGUAUGGUGGUUCCACAGACGCAGAUGAACCAGGAGAUGAGUCUGGCAUGGACACGGAGGAUGAGCUGAAGAGGGUAGAGAGCGAGAGUCGGCAGAAGAAAGGAGAGAAGGAUAGAAAAGGAGUGGAGGAGGAGGACCCUUUUGGAGGGUCGACUGACGAGAACACUGACGCUGAGGCCGAGGAGGACGAGCCCAUCCCUGAGCUACCAGAUUUCCUAACUGGAAAGCGAUUUUUCCUUUACGGCAAGUUCCCCAACAAUGACAGACGCCUACUCCUGCGUUACAUCAUCGCCUUCAACGGGGCGGUGGAGGACUACAUGAGUGAGAAGGUCCAGUUUGUUGUCACCAGUGAGGGAUGGCACGACUCCUUUGAAGACGCACUGAUGGAGAAUGGUAAUUUAAGCUUUGUCAAACCCACAUGGAUUUUUGCCAUCAACGAUCGACAGAAGACGCUGCCAUAUCAGCCCUACACUGUUGUCCCUUGAGACUUGCAUUUGCCAACGUGCUCACACACACAAACACACACACAACAGUAUUGUACCUGUCCAAAGGGUAGGAGAGGUGUACAUUGAAGCCAUAGACAUUAGCUCUUCUCAGAUCCCUAGGUAAAUGAAACCAAGCAACGUGCCAUUUUGGUACAAAUGCCUUAACUUUACUUGAGGCCAUCCAGAGAGAUGGAUGAAAUGGUUUCCCUACCAGAGAUGGAAAUCUUCAAAGACUUAUCAGUACUGGUGCACAAAAAUAACUCCCCUAUCUGUCUCGCUUUCAGGGCUUUUUAAAACAACAUAUCUCUGCUUCACCUCCACUACCUCAGGGUCCAUGUCGAAACUCCAGUUAUCAUGUCCUGAAAAGCCACUGGCUUUGAUAGAGGGGAGUGUAUGAGUGUUAGGAGCAACAUAAAGAGACCUAGGUGUAGCCGGAAUGGCACCCUAUUCUCUAUAAAGAGCCCUAUGGGCCCUUGUCAAAAGUAGUGCACUACAUAGGGAAUAGGGUGCCGUUUACAGGCGUAAAGGUGUUUGUUAGUUAUUUAAGGUCACUGACAAUCGAGGCCAAUGACCACGAAAUAUGAAUAGAAAAGAAGGCCUUUGUCCUUGUUGCUGUGUAGGAAUAUGAAAUAGGCUUCAAGGUUUGGUUGGUAUUCCUCUCAUCUUGCAUCUUGCAAGUCCGCUUUGGGCAAAUGCAUGGGAUUGUAGUGUAAUUUGUAGCAUGUAGAAUUACGUGUACAUUUGUUUUAUUCAUGUUGUAUGCUUUUUGAAUUGUAAACCGAAACUAUUGUGUGAGGAUCCAAUAAGUCCCGUUUUUGCUUGUUUUUUUUGUAGGUAUGUGUGAUGUGUUCAUCAUCCUUAUUUUUCCUGUCUGGAUUCGACUUGUUUAUUACAGCAUCUUAGCUUUGCUUUCAGAUUCUCCCUCCCCCCCCAAAUAAAUAUUUGAUUAAUUAAAAUAAUGGAUUUUUAAAUGCUGUUUCCAUCCCUCCAUUCUCUAUCAUCUCGCACCCCUCCCCCCCUCUAAUUCAGUUCUACCCAUGUUUCCCUCCCCUGGGCGUCUGGGUCCUCUGCUCUCCAGUCAAGGGCAUUAGGGUAAUGGAAGAAGAGCGAGGGAGGAGAGGAGAGAAAUGAAGAUAAAAUGUUUGAAUUCUCUGCCAUGAUUAUUUUGAAUGGAAAUCAUUUUCAGACUUUUCAGAUUUUUUGUUGUUGUUGAAAUGUCAGUGGUGUGAGAUGAAUGCAUACAGUUUUAAACAUUCAUUACCUGACCUGACACAACAUACUCAACAUUGUUAAAGUUGAAAUGCCUUUUUUUUUUUUUUU
Molecule: messenger RNA, 3553 nt
Organism: Oncorhynchus kisutch (coho salmon)
Lineage: Eukaryota; Metazoa; Chordata; Actinopteri; Salmoniformes; Salmonidae
Product: DNA repair protein XRCC1
Exons: 17
Coding region: 335-2233 (632 amino acids)
Biological process (GO): base-excision repair; single strand break repair; double-strand break repair via nonhomologous end joining
Cellular component (GO): nucleus
Molecular function (GO): damaged DNA binding
Source: RefSeq, a predicted model, not a curated record